CAUGUCAAAUUGGAUUUUGGUUGAUCUAGUUCGCCUGACUCAAGAUUUGAGCCAUUUUCUUACAUAAACGAGAGGUUGUAAUUUAUAAACCAUGGGAUUUGGUGACUAUCCCAAAGAAUAUAACCCUGCAGUGCACGGGCCUUAUGACCCCGCUCGUUUCUAUGGCAAACCUGAUACUCCAUUCGGCCAGGUGAAGCUCAAUGAGCUCGGAUCAUGGUUCGGUCGCAGGAACAAAACUCCCUCUGCUAUGAUGGGAGCAAUGAGCCGAGCCUGGUGGAGGUGGCAACACAAGUAUGUGCAACCUAAAAAGGUUGGAAUGGCUCCAUUCUUCCAACUGAUUGCUGGCAGCAUGGUCUUCUUCUACGCUAUUAACUAUGGCAAAAUCAAGCACCACAGGAACUACAAAUACCACUAAUCCCAUAUUUGCUGCUGUCAACAUUCUAAAUUAUCUGUUUAUGAAUCACAUGCUAUGUAAUUGGAAAUGCAUGUAAUAGGUGUUGAUGUUUAAAUUAAAUAAAUAGUGAGAAUG
Messenger RNA from Colias croceus (clouded yellow), 529 nucleotides. RefSeq names its product putative ATP synthase subunit f, mitochondrial (gene ATPsynF). Gene Ontology annotation, molecular function: proton-transporting ATP synthase activity, rotational mechanism. The record is from RefSeq and is a predicted model, not a curated record. The transcript has 4 exons. Gene Ontology annotation, biological process: proton motive force-driven mitochondrial ATP synthesis. Bases 92 to 415 code for a protein of 107 amino acids. Lineage: Eukaryota; Metazoa; Arthropoda; Insecta; Lepidoptera; Pieridae.